AUGUGGUCUCAGCGCCCCAUCUUUGCUGGAUCCAAUACUUACCUGAGCUCUGAGAUGGAUGAAACAGCUGUGGCGUCGGCAAUUCAAUCCGCAGUGACCCGUGAAUUGAAUGAGGAUAAGGAGGGCGUACUGAGUUCACAAACAUUUUUGCCUGAACAGUCCGAGUUGAUGUGCUUGUAUCUUCUACCGUCAUUGGCCUCUGAACAAAUAUCUCAACUUACAAAAAAAAGAAGCUCAUUCAUACAGAGUGCCAUACAAAGCUCAAUGUCAUCAGUGGUGAUUCCGCACACCACGCGCACGAAGCCACUUCUUCCUGGAAUGGCAAACGCCAAGCCUCACAUCGUCGGGAUUGAUGACCUGAAAAUAUUCAUGACCUCCGCAGAAGGAAAGUCUAUUUUCUCCAAUGGCAAAACGGACCUGUUAGUCGUUCAAAUCCCCUCAUCGAUGCCAUUACUCGACGUGGAUGCAGCGAUUCAAUCAGCCUCGAUCAGUCUUAACGAGAUUACAGGAGAUAGAACGGAUUUCGCUUUUACUGGCAACGACGCUACUUCGGUAGGGAACAUUGACUUUUUUUCGCGUCAUCUUGCUGCUCCGGCCCUCAGCGAACACAACAAUUCAUCUUCCGAGACUACACUAUUGUGUGAGUCGGGUUAUCUUGUUGGUCACAGCGCGACGGGCAAAGCUUUUUGCUUCUCCCACUAUGUGAACAUCACUCCCGAUAUUAUGACGCCGCAAAGGUACCCUCAACACGGAGCACCACGCGGCAAGGAGUUUUAG
This is a messenger RNA of Plasmopara halstedii, 777 nucleotides long. RefSeq lists its product as uncharacterized. NCBI's taxonomy places the organism in Eukaryota, Oomycota, Peronosporomycetes, Peronosporales, Peronosporaceae. The record is from RefSeq and is a predicted model, not a curated record. The coding region runs from base 1 to 777 and encodes 258 amino acids. The transcript has 4 exons.